AAGCUGCCCCUUUGAUGUGCUUCAUUUGCAAAGAUUACAAGCACACCAAACACAAGCAUGUAUUGUUAGAGCAGGAAGCAGAGAGGAUUCGCUCCACUAUCAGCGCAGCCAUACAGCAUAUCAAGAGAGUUGCUCAGGAGCUGACGGACUCUGCACACAAGCUUGAAAGUGUCGCUCGUCAGCUGGAGGGACCUGCCCCUGAGACUGCUGCUCUGGAAAUGAGUGCUGGAGGAACUGCCGAGGAGGCCAGAGCACGUGUCAAGCAGUAUUUUGCCCAGUUGAGAGAUCAGCUGACAAGGCAGGAGUCACAGGCAAUGACUGUAUUGGAUGCUCACAUUCGGGAAAGACUCUGCUCCAUUAGACAGCAGCAGGAAGAUAUGACUACUCUCCUCUCACAAAUGGUAACAGUAGUUGUGGAUGGUGAGCGAGCCAUCCAGCAAGAUGAUGGAAGGUUGAUAAUGGCAUCCCAAGACCUUUCUGCACGACUGGCACAUGUCACCUCACAGGAGCAACAGCUAGCCAACUUGGCAUCUCUGGUUCCAGAUCCUGCUAUACCUAUCACGUUUACCAAAGAUAACCGCAUUCAUAUUGGGGCCAGGAUAGAAAUGCGUGUAGUUACUCUUGGCCUGGAUGGUGCAGGCAAGACCUCCAUAUUGUUCAAACUAAAGCAAGAUGAAUUUGUGUCUACCAUCCCAACCAUAGGCUUCAAUGUGGAGACCAUUGAAUAUAAAAACUUCAAGUUUACAGUAUGGGACGUUGGUGGCCAGCCAAAACUAAGACCCCUGUGGAGGCAUUACUACUUCAAUACCCAGGCUGUCAUCUUUGUUGUGGAUGCUACAGAUGUUGAUAGACUCGUAGAGGCUCAGUCGGAACUGACCAAACUUAUGACUGAGCGCGAGUUAAAGGAUGCUUCACUGUUGAUUUUUGCCAACAAGGAGAAUUGUGAUGGUGCCCUUGGAGUGGCAGCUCUGACGGAGAGCUUGGGGGUUCACAAGCUGUGCCUAGGCCGCUCCUGGCACAUCCAGCCGUGUGAUGCCCAGUCGGGAAUGGGUCUUCACCAGGGCCUAGACUGGCUGGCACGACAACUUGUUCCCUCAGAAGUCCUGAAUUCAGCAGGGUGAUUCUUGGUUGCUGAAAUAAGAGGCAUUUCAUACACACUCACAUACCCAAAGUUGAAUGAUGACAUGAAUGGGAAAACUAGAGUCAGUGGUCUAGAAAUAUAUAUUAAUAUUCCCCCUUUACCUCCCUCAUGGGAGUAAAUAAAGCCAGAAAGUCCAAGAAGAAUUGCUGUUAGAUGGAAAAAUUCUUUGAAGCACAGUAUUGAUCUACUGUUGUAGUGUUGCAUGGGUUGAAAAUCAUAUCACUCUAAAAAGAUUUGCUAGCUGGUAUAGCAUCAUUCAGGCUGAGAAAUGAUAGAAGAUUGGAGAGAAUGUCAAGUUAUUUAAAGGAUAUGAAAGAUUUGAUUGCAGUAUUAAUACCAUUGUACCUUUUACUGUGUUUGUUCCAUUGUCAGUUUAGGCUAACCUAAUUAUUAAUGUUUUUUUCCGUACUGUUUUCAUCAUAAUUUUCAUCAUCAUCACAAUCAUUACCAUCAUGAUCAUCAUUAUCUAUCACCAGUCCUCAGUUAUCACCAUGUAUCAUCAGUUUUAAAGCACUCAUUUUACAGGCCUGUAUUAGCAUUAAAGAAAAAAACAUGAAAAUAGUCUCUACUCUGUUAGAUAAUUUUUUAUAUCCAAGUAAGUAUAAUUUUUAUCCAAUAUUUCCAUGAAUAAUAUCACAGACCCACACAAAUGACAGGGAAUUUAGUGAUUGUUUUCUUCAUAGAAGAAGUGUGGAGUUUGAGAAGGAUAAGAGGUGCUAUGUGAGGAAAUCUGGGCCAGUAUUCUCAUGAAGAGCUUUAUAUAUUUCAGAGGUGGUGUAAAUGGGUAUUUUUCUUAACAAGGCAUGGUACAUGAUAUCUGUUAUUGCUAUACCACUAUACCUGCACACACUCAGGUAUGUAAUCAAGAUGCUUUUCCUUUCAGAUUUGAUAUCUUGGUAUUUUAAUAGGCGUAAGAGUUGAAAUGGAUCAACCUUCAGUAUGCUAUGAAGAAUUACCAUGAUGACACUAUUUGAAAUCUUGCCUUUCCUGCACUGACUCUCUCUCUCUGUUUCUUUUCUUUCCCACUGUUUUUCCUCACCCCCCUCCCUCCCUCUCUCUCUCUCUCUCUCUCUCUCUCUCUCUCUCUCUCUCUCUCUCUCUCUCUCUCUCUCUCUCUCUCUCUCUCUCUCUCUCUCUCUCUCUCUCUCUCUCUUUCUCUUUCUUUAGGUUCAGUUUUUUUUCUAUGAUAUUUAUUUGGUGCCCUGUAAGUAUAUAAUUGAUUUAUAUUUUGAUCAAACUCAAGGGAACUGAUCCAUUUACACUUCAUGUUUACAGAUGUAAGUUGUGCACAGGAGAGUAAAAACAUCACCAACAAAUAGAAUGUUGAAAAUAAUUUGUGUGUGUGCGUGUGUGUGUGCGUGUGCGUGUGCGUGUGCGUGUGCGUGUGUGUGUGUGUGUGUGUGUGUGCGCGUGCACGUGCACGUGCGUGUGUGUGUGCGUGUGCAUGUGCGUGUGUGUGUUUGUGUGUGUUUGUUUGUUUGUAUACAAAUUUUUUCAGUUUAUUUCAAUCCUUAUUGUUUCCAUUACUUAGUGAAAUCUGGCUUAUGCAUCUCCUUUUGUCUGGAAGCAGAUCUGUAUGAUGUAUAUUUUUAUAUUACCUCCAAAGCCACAGAUGGUCCUGGAAGUUCAGUGUUUUAUAUUAUUUCAAGUUUAUUAAUGAAUCCUAGUCAGUGAUAAGUAAAGAAUUUAAAAAAUUAUAUGCAUUGUUUAGUUUGACCAUUUCUCUGUUGUUUAAAAGAGGAGGCAGGUAGGCAAGCACAUCAUAUCACAGAAACCUAUAUAAUUUAUGGUGUAUGAAAUUGGUUAGAGGAUGACUGCUGUAUCUGUAUGCGGUUGUGUGAAAUUACAGUGAUGAUUAUGAUUUUUGCAAUUCUUUGUGUACGUGUUUUUAAAUAUAAAAUUAAUUCGGUGAUAUUAACAUUAUUAUUUUUUAUCAUUUCAAAGGUGUUAGUAAUGGUAGUUGUGCCUUUAAGCAUAAAAAAGACCCUGAGAUUUGAUAAUUGUCCAUUUCUUUCCAUUUAGAAACAAUUUAAAGCUUUAUUUAUCCAAGGUUUUACCAUUAUUAUAAUUAUAUUUCGAGCUUAUCAAAGUAUAUGCCAUUUUUAUCAUUUAUACAGUUAGUGAAAAUUCUUCUGCACUAGCACUGUGAGCAUGCAGUUCAGAAUUCCUUAAUAAACUGUAGGGAGCCUAGUGAUAUUGUAACUUUUAACUUCACUACAUCUCUAUAAAAUUUGCAGUAUUUUCUCUGUUUUCUUGUUUUUUAGUACUAUAUAUUUUUUUUUACUAUAUAAGAAUUGAUUCCUUUGGUUCAGUGAAGUAAGUAGUUCUUUAGGUACUUAUGAAUCUCAUCUUCUUUCUUGUGAGCUCUAUGGGAAAUAUUGAAUUCAUGAACUUGAAUGAGGUCUUGGAAAUACAAAUUUUAUACUCAUCAGAGAGUUUGUAUUUGACUUGAAUAUGUAAAGGUAUCAACAUGGUGUGAUGACAGAAAACCCUAGUCAAGAAAUAUGCUUUAUGUUAUAAUAUGCUUACAAUAUUCAUAUAGUAUGGGAGAUUCUGAAAGGGGAAUGAAUGGCAGAAAGGAAAUCAAAAAGCAAUAAACAAGCAUGCAUGAAAUUAUAUUUAUUUGGAUGAUUUACAGUCUACUAUAAUUACUAAUUUAUACAUAUAUAUUUUUAAAAGAGAUGCUUUAAUUGUAAACUACAGAAAAUACAGAUCAAUUUUGUCACUAUUUGAAUAUUGCAGGAAAAAGAGCUGUGGAACCAAACCAUUAUAUAUAAUCAUGAAUUUGAUGUGCUUUCACAAAGCACUUAAAGACAUUAUAUUAAAACUGUAGUGAUACUCCACAAAUAGGAAUAGACGUAGCAGAAAAAUGUAAUUUGAUUUUCUUACAGAUUUUAUCAUUGUAUUAUACUUACAGUAUAUCAUCUGUUAAGAGCCUUUAACAAAUGUGCAGCACAUUUUUUAGUUUUUUAGCACAAUGUUCUCAGAUGUGAAGCUGGUACUCUUUCACUGAUGACUACGAAUGUAUAUUUGUAACUGAUAUAUUCAAUGAAGUUGCUGUUGCCAUUAAAUGGUAAUUAAAUUUCCUGAAAGUUGGUAAUGCACAUCAAACAUAUCAUUGUAAUAUGUAAAACCAGUGGAUAUGUUUUGCAGUGCUAAUAUAAACUCAUUUCAGACUACCUUUUAUAAUCUUGGUUUAGGCAUGCUACAGUGUUAUUUAUAUAGUAGGCAUGUAUUUGUUCUGUGCAAAUUGUGCACAUUUAAUAUUGUCUGAAGUUCUGAAUGUAAUUAUACAUUACAUAUGAUUAUGGCUCUUAAUAUAUUUACAAUCUUAGAAUUUAUUUUAGUUACACAUGCAAAAAAUAAGAUUGGGCAGCAUAGCAUUAAGGUAAAACCAUAUUUACUAGAAGUCAUAACUUAUGAACACAUUAUCAGAUCAUUAUAAAAAAAAAAAAAAAAAAAAAAAAAAAACAGUAGUUACCAUAUCUAAAUUGAUUUGACUCCUGAUAUGUUAAUAUGUAAACAUUGUUUAUCACUAUAAUUUUGUCACAUCCUUAUGGUGUUAUAUUGUAUGUGUUCAUAUAUUGCUUAAAAUGCUCAUUAGCUACCAUUUGAUAUUUCUUGAUAUUUACUGAAUCAGAAUCACCACACAUGCAUUAUUAUGUUUUAUGUUUUCAGUAGGCUGAUCGAUUUUAUGAUACCCUUAACAGAGGGUUUGACUUACGUAUUAUCAAUUGCUAAUUUCAAUAUUUAGGAGGUUAAAUAGAACACUUUUUGGUAAAAGAAUAUUAACCAUGUGUAUUAGAACUGUUUUGGAAAUAAUAAAAUAAUGAUAACUGAU
This is a messenger RNA of Penaeus indicus, 4982 nucleotides long. Its product is annotated as E3 ubiquitin-protein ligase TRIM23-like. Lineage: Eukaryota; Metazoa; Arthropoda; Malacostraca; Decapoda; Penaeidae. Gene Ontology annotation, cellular component: cytoplasm; plasma membrane; lysosomal membrane. Gene Ontology annotation, molecular function: GTP binding; GTPase activity. The transcript is spliced from 7 exons. The record is from RefSeq and is a predicted model, not a curated record. The coding region runs from base 15 to 1121 and encodes 368 amino acids. Gene Ontology annotation, biological process: vesicle-mediated transport; intracellular protein transport.